AUGGCGGCCGCUGCUACAAACGUCCCCGCCGGCUCGGCCGUGGCGGCCGUGCUGGCGUUUCUCCAGGCCGCGACGGCCGUAUUCGCGUGCGCAUGGUCGCGGCAGAGUCUCGCCGAGGACGAUGACGAAAAGGACCCGGAACUCGUCUCGGGCGCCUCGCCCCUGGCUGAGCAUGGCGAUCAUCUGCGUGCCGCCGUGGCCGCGACUGAGGAGGCCAAGGCGGGCGAUGUGCCUACGGCUCUCCUGCGCGAAUGCGUCAAGAUUGGCAAGGACAUCGGGCUCCGGCUUGAUCGGCUUGCGGAGGACGCCGCGUUUACUUGGGAGCUCGCCGACCUGGUCGUGCUCGGCGAGCGACUGGACACCCUGGUCCAGCGAGCGCAGCGCCUCGAACAGUCACCUUUUCCGGUUGAGGAGCUUCACCAGCUGGAGCGGCAGCUCGUCGUCCGCCUGGCGCCGAACGCGCCGGCCCUUGACGAGUUCUACAACGGCGAGCCCAGCAAGGCCGACGGCAGGCGCGGCGGCGCCAAGGAGCCACGCUCGGGGCUCGAGACGCCGACGCGGGGCCCGCGCGGGGAGGUGGCGCCGGAGGUCCUGCACGACUUCAUCCUCGAGGCGCUCGCGUACAAGAGCAUGCGUGACCGCGAGGACGAGGUCACCGAAGCCCACGCCUCCACCUUUGACUGGGUCUUCGCGGACGGGGAGCACGGCCUGAAGACCUGGCUGUCCACGGCGGACGCGGGCCCCGUCUACUGGAUCACCGGCAAGCCCGGCUCCGGCAAGUCGACCUUUAUGCGGCACCUCUCCCGACACGAAGCGACGGCCCGGUGCCUCGGGGCCUGGGGCGGCGGCACCCCGGUGCUGGUGGCGGGCUUCUUCUUCUGGACGGGUGGCGCGCGCGAGCAGCGCUCCCGCACGGGCCUGCUGCGCUCGCUGCUGCACCAGCUGCUCUCGGCGCGGCCGGGACUCGCGGCGGCGGCGUUCCCGGCGCUGUGGGCGCGGCUCCAAGGCAUGUCGACGAAGGAGCGCGUGAGGCUGCGGCUCGCGUGGACGGCGGAGGAGCUGCUGCCCGCGUUGCACGCGCUCGUGGCGGCCGUGGCGGCGGCGGCGGACGGGACGAAGACUUGCCUGUUCGUGGAUGGCAUGGACGAGUUUGAGGGCGACCACGCGGCCGUGGUGGACCUGUUCCGCGGCCUGGCGACGGCGGCGGGGGGGAGGGUCAAGAUGUGUCUGUCGUCGAGGCCGUGGGAGGUGUUUAGGGACGCGUUCGCGUUCACGGUGCCGAAUCUACGGCUGCAGGAGCUGACGCGCGGGGACAUGCGGCGGUACGUCUCGGAGACGCUGGCGAGGGACGGCGAGGUGGGCGCGGUCCUGGAGCGUGACGAGGAAGGAGGCGCGCGGUUCGUGGACGAGCUGGUGGAUCGCGCGGACGGCGUGUUCCUGUGGGUGCGGCUGGCGGUCGAGAAGAUCCUGGAGCGGUCUGCGGGAGCAGCGACGGACGGGGUGGACGGCCUGGCUCGGCUCCUGGCCACGCUCCCGGCGGACCUGGACGCGCUGUUCGCGAAGCUGCUCUUCGAGGACCAGACGCCGGAGGAGCUCGCGCAGACGGCGGCCGUGUACGGCCUGAUGCGGACUAGGGAGGAGGCGGCCGACUUUGUGCGCAACGACGACGCCAGCAACCUGACGGUCUGGGAGCUCGCCUUCGCGCUGGACAAGGCGGACGACCAGAUGGUCCUCGACAAGCUGGCCGUGGAGGAAGCCAAGGACGAUUUUGUCCAGCAGCGCGCCGAGGCGACCAUCGAGACGAUUCAGAAGAGGUUCUCCGGGCUGCUGGACCUCCACGUCCGCAGCCGCGAGGGCAACCUCCUCCGAGGCAGCAGCAGACCGCGCUCGAUGCGAGACCGCGCCCGGGCCAGGGUCGUCUACAUCCACCGCACCGUCCGCGACUGGCUCCUCUCCGGGCCCGGCGUCCAGCUCACCCGGCCCGCCGACCUGGACCCGGACCUGCGCCUGCUGCGCUCCUACGUGCUGCAGAUGAAGCGCCCGCUCGGCGUCUUCGAGCGCCACCGCUUCCUCGACGACUGGUGGCCCGGCAUCACGCUCGCCCUGACCCACGCGCGGCGCGCCGACCCCGCCGACCCGGAGGGCCUCCAGCGGGCAUUCGUCAAUGAGCUCGACGCCACGGUCGGCCGGUGGUGGCUGCCGCGGCCGCGCGACCCGCGCGACCACUGGGCGCGCGCCGCGUUCGGCACGUUCGAGACGCGCGCCAAGGCGGCGCCCAUCGGGCGGCCGUUCCUGUGCCUGGCGGUGCGCUUCGGCCUGCGCGCAUACGUCGCCGCCGAGCUCGCCGCGCGGCGGCAGGAGAAGGAGGAGGAGGAGGAGGAGGAGGAAGACGAUGCUCCAUCGGAGGAGGUGCGCGCGCUGCGGGUGGACGAUGCGGUGCCGCUGCUGGCGUAUGCCACGGAGUUUUCGUGCUCCCGGCGGCAAACGGUCUACCCGGCGUCGGACCCGGCGCUGGUGGAGACGCUGCUGCGGGCGGACGGCGGAGAGGGUCCGGACAGCAGGUACCGCGACUUUGCGACGCGUGCGGAGACGACGACGUGGCUGGCGAUGCUGCGGCACCUCCGGGAUGCGCGGAGGAGGAGGUGGAUCGGGCGCUACGACGUGGACGGCGACGGCACGCGGAGGUGGGCGAGGGUGGUGCGGCUGCUGCUGGAGGUGGGCGGUGCGGACCCGCGCGCGGUGGUCAAGGCGGACGCGUGGGAUCCGGAGAUCACGGCGGAGGGCGUGAUGGAGAUGCUGGACGAGACGUACAAUGACGUGGAGAUUCGGGGAUUGAGGGACUUGCUGCGUGGCUUGCUGCGGGAGACUGGGGAGCAGCCUGAUCAACAGGUCCAAGGAACACCCUAG
Cordyceps fumosorosea ARSEF 2679 is the source of this 2907-nucleotide messenger RNA. RefSeq lists its product as hypothetical. Lineage: Eukaryota; Fungi; Ascomycota; Sordariomycetes; Hypocreales; Cordycipitaceae. The coding region runs from base 1 to 2907 and encodes 968 amino acids. The transcript is spliced from 2 exons. The record is from RefSeq and is a predicted model, not a curated record.